AUGAUAUCUAUUCUCAUCUUCCAUCAGCUGAACAAAAGGCUCCCCAGCUCUCAGCAGAUUGAAGUUGACCAAUCAGUAAACUUAUUGCUCAACUGGUUAAUAAGUGCCUAUGACCGGGAACAUAAAGGACGAAUACUGGUGUUUUCUCUUAAGGUGGCCUUGUCUCAUCUUUGUACAGGAAAGUUGAUGGACAAAUUAAGAUAUAUAUUUACUCAAAUAUCAGAUUCAAGUGGUUACCAAGUUCAGGAAAAAUUUGAAGAUUACUUAAAAGCUGUAUUGGCCUUACCAACUGCUGUGUGUGAGGGCCCUUCUUUUGGUUACAAUGAUACAGCAUCUCGUAGCUGUUUCGAUGGGAAACAACUGGAACAGUUGGGAUUUUCCCAACUUAUGAAAAAAGGGAGAGUGAACGUCAACGAUUUCCUCAAUGUGUUGAUGUCUGACCCAGGGCCUCAGUGCCUUAUGUGGUUGCCAAUCUUACACCGGAUGAGCCAAGCUGAAACUGCUGUGCAUCCUGUUCAGUGUGAAGGUUGUCAUCGAGAGUCUUUCAUGGGAUUUCGAUAUAAAUGCCAACGUUGUUACAAUUAUCAACUCUGCCAAGACUGUUUUUGGAGAGGCCGUACCUCUGGAAACCACACAGAUACCCAUGAAAUGAAAGAAUAUUUGAGUUAUAAAUCUCCUGCAAAACAAAUUGGUCAUUCAUUGAAGAAAUCAUUCCGGUGUGUGCCAAGCAAAACCAAUCAUAAAAUUCCCACAUUUUCUGAUGUUCCCGAGAAGAAAAUUGAUUUGACCAACAUAGUUCCACCUACACCAGUGAUGGUUCACAACGAUCUUCAAGAUGCGCGGAGUCAUUCCAUUGACCUAUCAUCAGUUGAAAGUGGUCCAACAUCAUCACGCAGUCCAAGUAAACUUAAUGCCAGUAUCGACACUACACGGAUUGAUGAUGAACACAGGUUGAUAGCCCGUUAUGCAGCACGACUGGCAGCUGACGCUACAAAUGCUGUAAGUUGUCUUUCUUUACAAAUGUUUUUUUCUUUUCUAUUUUUUAGAAAGAUAUUUUUGUGCCUGUAA
Molecule: messenger RNA, 1068 nt
Organism: Acanthosepion pharaonis
Lineage: Eukaryota; Metazoa; Mollusca; Cephalopoda; Sepiida; Sepiidae
Source: the annotation of a GenBank genome assembly